Paralichthys olivaceus (Japanese flounder) is the source of this 1050-nucleotide messenger RNA. The record is from RefSeq and is a predicted model, not a curated record. Lineage: Eukaryota; Metazoa; Chordata; Actinopteri; Pleuronectiformes; Paralichthyidae.
UCUCGUUCUCAGGCUCCUCUGACUCACGUCCACCUGCACCAACAUGAGUCCAAGAAAUGUUGUUUUCAAGAAGAUCUGCAAAGACAAGUCGGUCGGAGUGUACAUGGGCAAGAGAGACUUUGUGGACCGUGUGGACUCAGUGGAUCCAGUGGAUGGCGUCAUCCUCACAGAUCCCGAGGCCCUGCAGGGGAGGAAAGUGUUCGUCACCCUGUCUUGCACCUUUCGCUACGGCAGAGAUGACAUGGAUGUGAUGGGAAUCGCCUUCCGCAGGGAGCUGUACCUGUCGACCCGCCAGGUGUACCCGCCCCUGCAGGACCGCGAGAAAGGAAUCCACACCAAGUCUCAGGCCCGACUGCUGCGCAAGCUGGGAGACAACGCCUACCCGUUCUUCUUCGAGUUUCCUGACAACCUGCCUUGCUCAGUGGCCAUGCAGCCGACGCCACAUGACGUCGGCAAGCAAUGUGCCGUGGAGUUUGAGAUCAAGGCGUUCAGCGCAGAGAGCCAGGACGCUAAAGUUCGCAAGCGGAGCUCAGUGAAGCUGAUGCUCAGGAAGGUCCAGUUUGCCCCAGAGAGCGAAGGAGUGGCGCCCUCUGUUGAAACCACCAGGGACUUUGUGAUGUCUGACAAACCGCUGCACGUCAAGGCCAGUCUGGACAAAGAGAUGUACUACCACGGUGAAUCCAUCAAGGUGCACGUCAGCGUUACAAACAACUCCAGCAAAAACAUCAAGAACAUCAUCGUCUCUGUGGAUCAGGUCUCCACUGUGGUCCUGUACUCCAAUGACACCUACGUCAAAUCUGUGGCCAUCGAGGAGUUUGGGGACUCGGUGUCUGCUGGGGCGAGCCUGGAGAAGACCUACACGCUGCUGCCCCUGCUGGCCAACAACAGGGAGCGGAGGGGCAUCGCUCUGGACGGUAAACUGAAGCACGAAGACACCAACCUGGCAUCGUCGAGCAUUGUCAAGGAGGGCGUGUUGAAGGAGGUUCUGGGAAUCAUGGUUUCAUACAGAGUCAUGGUGAAGCUCAUCGUCGGAGGGAUGAUGGGAUCAAG